GCAGCCGGGUGGGCUGAGGGGGCGGCGGCGGUGUAGGAGCCGGGGAAGUUUGGGAGACCAGUUCUGCCAUCCAGAGCGCCGCUCAAGCCCCGAGGACCGCGGGGGCAAGUCGCCCCGCUUCCCGACGACUCCGGACCUGCAGUCGUCGUCUCUUGUCCUUUUGCCUGGAGGUAUUUAAGCUUCUAAAAUGUCAUCGGUCAAGCCUCUAGUUUAUGCAAUUAUUCGUUUCUUGCGGGAACAAAGUCAGAUGGAUGCAUAUACUUCUGAUGAACAAGAAAGUUUGGAAGUUGCAAUUCAGUGCUUGGAGACGGUGUUUAAGAUCAGUCCAGAAGACACACAUCUAGCAGUUUCACGGCCUUUGACAGAGAUGUUCACAAACUCCCUCUGUAAGAAUGACAUCGUGCCCCUUUCAAACUCGGUGCCUGAAGAUGUGGGGAAGGCCGAUCAGUUAAAGGAUGAAGGCAAUAACCACAUGAAAGAGGAAAAUUACACUGCCGCUGUGGAUUGUUACACACAGGCGAUAGAACUGGAUCCCAAUAAUGCGGUUUAUUACUGCAACAGAGCCGCUGCCCAAAGCAAAUUAAGUCACUACACGGAUGCAAUAAAGGACUGUGAGAAAGCAAUAGCGAUCGACUCAAAAUACAGCAAGGCCUAUGGAAGGAUGGGGCUGGCCCUCACUGCCAUGAACAAGUUUGAAGAGGCGGUUACCAGCUACCAGAAGGCACUGGAUCUUGAUCCUGAAAAUGAUUCCUAUAAGUCAAAUCUGAAAAUAGCAGAACAGAAGUUAAGAGAGGUGGCCAGUCCUACAGGAACUGGCUUGAGCUUUGACAUGGCCAGCUUGAUAAAUAACCCGGCAUUCAUCACCAUGGCUGCAAGUUUAAUGCAGAACCCUCAAGUUCAACAACUAAUGUCAGGAAUGAUGACAAAUGCCAUCGGAGGACCUGCUGCUGGGGUUGGAGGCCUAACGGACCUGUCUAGCCUCAUCCAAGCCGGACAGCAGUUUGCUCAGCAGAUCCAACAACAGAAUCCGGAACUGAUAGAGCAGCUGAGGAAUCACAUCCGCAGCAGGACGUUCAGCAGCAGCACGGAAGAACAGUCCUGACUUGAUCGGGACCCUCACCCCCAGUACAGAUAGUUUGUGGUUCUGACAUGUCCAUCUGUAGAUAAUAGCCCAAAACCAAGUAACCGAAACCACCCUACACAAUGUCUGGAAAUAAUGGAGGAAAGUCUCUUGUGUAAAACUGAGAGAGUCCAUCUGUUUAGAGUAUAGUUUAUCACCAACAGACUUGAACAUAACACAAACUCCUUCGGAAACAAACCAUCAGUAGCCUUGUUAAGAGCUAAUACAGCCUUGGGACAAGGGCCCAUCCAUUUUAAAACUUUUAUCAUCCUGUUUGUAUAUCAGACUUAGUACAGAGUAUAUUUAUUGAACAGUAGGGCUAUUUAUUGGAAAGUUCUUUAGCUACAGGUUUCCCUAGGCCAUGGUUUUGAGAGAGGCGAUGACUAAUAGGAGAGACUUCUCAUGCUGGUUUGGAAGAAAUGUGUUUGGUAGCAUAUCAGGGGAGGAGCUUUGGCAUGUGCCACCAUCAGUAACACAUGUCUGUUGUGGGUACCAGUACUGUCUGUAGGGUGGCUUGUACUGGGGACAGGGAAUCUUUAGUUUGAUACAGGCGAUGUUUUGGAGAUACUGUGAAUGUACAGAAUGCACCGGAAGGAUGCUCAGGUUUUCUGCCUCGAUUUUAACUAAUCCUGUCUGUAGUUUAGGAUUGGUAGCAUUCGAAUGGUCAGUUAAGUACAUAAUGAAGCACACUUAGAGAUCCUUAACGGCGCUGGUCAGGCCAGUGAACACAACUGCUCUGUUCAUUGUCCUAGUCUAAUUGUCACAGUCUCAUUGGUGGGAAACUUACCUAGGGCAGUGUCUAGUUACACUUUACAAAGCCACUGACCGGGCCCCAAAUUAUGGGAUUUCUAAGUGGAAUUUAAUUAUGUGCCCAUCCGCAAUGAUUUUAUUUUUUUACUUUACCAUUAUUUGAUGGGUAACAAAGGCAUCUAUUGCUAACAUUGCUCAUCUGUGGAAUCCUUGGCUGUAGUUUGGCUCAGCAUGA
This is a messenger RNA of Alexandromys fortis (reed vole), 2105 nucleotides long. RefSeq names its product small glutamine rich tetratricopeptide repeat co-chaperone beta (gene Sgtb). Gene Ontology annotation, molecular function: molecular adaptor activity; protein binding. Gene Ontology annotation, biological process: post-translational protein targeting to endoplasmic reticulum membrane. Gene Ontology annotation, cellular component: membrane; TRC complex. The transcript is spliced from 11 exons. The record is from RefSeq and is a predicted model, not a curated record. The coding region runs from base 188 to 1102 and encodes 304 amino acids. Lineage: Eukaryota; Metazoa; Chordata; Mammalia; Rodentia; Cricetidae.